Molecule: messenger RNA, 1531 nt
Organism: Sodiomyces alkalinus F11
Lineage: Eukaryota; Fungi; Ascomycota; Sordariomycetes; Glomerellales; Plectosphaerellaceae
Product: putative aryl-alcohol protein
Exons: 3
Coding region: 63-1148 (361 amino acids)
Source: RefSeq, a predicted model, not a curated record
CCCCCCCCCCCCCCCCCCCCCCCCCCCCCCCUCGAGAGCCGAAGACUCGAACCCGCUUCACGAUGGCAGCUCCAGAAUACCUCCCUCUCCUCAAGGAGUCCCUUGUGAACACCAAGCCCGAGUAUCGUCGACUCGGCAAGUCUGGGCUCCGCAUCUCCGUGCCCAUCUUCGGCUGCAUGAGCUUCGGUGAUAAGAAGAGUAUGCCCUGGGUUAUCGAGGAGGAUGAGGCCCUGCCUCUCCUGAAGGCGGCGUACGACCGUGGCCUCAACACGUGGGACACGGCUAACAUGUACUCCAACGGUGUCUCGGAAAAGAUCAUUGCCAAGGCCAUUAAGACAUACAACAUCCCUCGGGAGAAGCUUGUCAUCAUGACCAAGUGUUUCUGGGGGGUUGCCGAUGAGCCAGAAACCAGCAGCUGGCGCCACAGAGAAGGAUACGAAGCCAGCAAAGACUACCAAAACCACUUCGGCCUCUCCCGCACCGCCAUCUUCAACCAAGUCGACGCGUCCCUCAAGCGGCUCGAGACCGACUACAUCGACCUCCUCCAGAUCCACCGCUUCGACCACAACACGCCGCUCGAGGAGACCAUGAGGGCGCUCCACGACCUCGUCCAGUCGGGCAAGGUGCGCUACAUCGGCGCCAGCAGCAUGUGGGCCACCCAGUUCGCGCGCAUGCAGUUCGUGGCCGAGAAGCACGGCUGGACCCCCUUCGUCAGCAUGCAGAACCACUACAACCUGCUCUACCGCGAGGAGGAGCGCGAGAUGAACCGCUUCUGCGACGACACCGGCGUCGGCCUCAUCCCCUGGGCCCCGCUCUGCCGCGGCCACCUCGCCCGCCCGCCGGCCCAGUUCGGCGCCACGGACCGCAGCUCGCGGGAGAAGAACGAGUCGCCGGGGAGCCAUGGCACGACCGAGCUCGACAGGAAGAUCAUCGGCCGCGUCAUGGAGAUUGCCGAGAAGCGCGGAUGGCCCAUGUCGCACGUCGCCCUGGCUUGGAUCAAUAAGAGGGUCUCGAGCCCCAUUAUUGGAUUCAGCAGUGUCGAGAGGAUGGACGAGGCCUUGGCCGUCAAGGGGAAGGUGCUGACCGAGGAGGAGGAGGCGUACCUUGAGGAGCCAUACGAGCCCAAGCCUAUUGCUGGCCAUGGAUAGAUGGUAGAGUAGUCUUGCCAACCCCUUCCCUUGACUGAGUAGAUUUCAGCGAGUCCAAAGUGGCAUAUGUAGGUCUUGAAAUGGUUCAGCAACGAUGAGUGAGAGUCUCAGAAGGAUGGACGACGAUGGAAUUGAUCCUGUGACACUCUACCAUCAGGUUUUUGGACUAUUUUUUCUUUCUUUUUCGAGGCGAGGUGUAAUUUUGUUGUUGAUAAGCUGACCUCGCUGAGCUACCUUAAGCUACAUGGACCUUAUUCGCACCAAGGUCAGUUAAGUUUGAGAGUGCCUCGACUUCCGACCCAGUGAUGGACCAUCGGGCCAUAGAAAUUAGCCGGUGAAUGACCACUCCAUAACAACUCCGUUAAAUACAUUCGUUGGCAGGC